Saitoella complicata NRRL Y-17804 is the source of this 534-nucleotide messenger RNA. RefSeq lists its product as uncharacterized. Bases 1 to 534 code for a protein of 177 amino acids. NCBI's taxonomy places the organism in Eukaryota, Fungi, Ascomycota, Saitoellomycetes, Saitoellales, Saitoellaceae. The transcript has a single exon. The record is from RefSeq and is a predicted model, not a curated record.
AUGAAUGCACGCGAAUUGUAUGCAUCUCUGCCCAAGGCGCUAUCCGUGGAAACGAUUAUCACGAGAUUCCAGGAUCUUCUGAAGCGUAUCCCUCCGGAGGCACAGGCGGAGUACUUCAAAUACCUUUUCCCUAAAGGUCAGACGAGAGCUGUAUAUAUCAGGCUACAUGCGUUGCGAAGUGAGAUGGAACGGGAGGGAUACUGGAACCACCAAAACUUCCAGGAUCCUCCUUCCUGUCCAUUUACUCCUAUCGAUCCUGGUUCGAGCCGAAUGACAGCACUUGUUGCUGCCCUAAUUCGAGCCUCCAUUGUCACUCCUAGCCCAGCUUCAACCCCCCGGGUCUCAUCACCCUUGAGGCGCAACGCGAUGUUACCCGAGCCUUCGCCCAAGGAAGACCCGGAAAGCGGCGCACCGGCGAAAACGACUCGCGGAGGUGAAGACAGACCGGUUGCUAGAUCUUCCUGUGGUGACGCUGGCCCCCAAGUACCACCCAUCUUCACCACCACGCCCACGGUCGAUCCGGAUGCGGUCUAG